Molecule: messenger RNA, 457 nt
Organism: Chenopodium quinoa (quinoa)
Lineage: Eukaryota; Viridiplantae; Streptophyta; Magnoliopsida; Caryophyllales; Amaranthaceae
Exons: 2
Coding region: 8-355 (115 amino acids)
Source: RefSeq, a predicted model, not a curated record
GGCAAGCAUGAUUGGCACGUGGGAGCAGUUUCCGAUGGUUGCCCGCAUAUGGAUUGAGCAGCUGCAGCGGCCGCCAACUGGGGUGGCUGCCAUGUGUGACCAGCACUACAUGGAGUGGUACAACCGGCACUCGCACCCGAGGUUGAUCAGAGACGUCCACCACGGCGACGACGCCGAUGAUGAUGAUGUGCCACCGCCCACUGCCGUGGAUGCGUGGAUGGGAAAGAUGACGCAGUUGGGACACAGACUUUUUGAGGAGAGGGACAACAUGACGACUGCAACAGGCAGAGCUGUUAUUGAUGAACUGGAACGGGCCCUUGAGCAGUGGCAGUGGGCGUCACAGAGAGAUUAUUGAUAUGUCGGCAGUGCAUUUAUAAAACAUUUUCCUAGUUGUUUGUAAAAGUUAACAUUAUCUGUUCUUAUAAUUAUUAUUUUAAGUUCUUAGAAUUUGACAUUA